CUUCUGCUUCAGUUUUUAGGUGUUUGCCGCAGUCAGAGGGGCGAGCCUUGAAGGCUGGGUGCUUUCUGAGGUACUCUGAUAAAAAUUUUCUCAACCCAGAACAAAGGAAGAGACGAUCCAGAGGUCAGGGGUUAGGGCGCGGGACAAUGGCAUUAAUCGUGACCUUUCUUAGUUCUAUUGCCAUCUUAGGAGUUGGGGCAGCUAUGGCAGUCUAUAUCUGCAAGCAGAGAAAAUUGCAGAAGAGAAGAGCUUCAAAUGAUGUCAAGAAAUGGGUUAAGACCGUCCCCAAUAAUAGCAUACAUUUCAAAUUCUCUGUGAUUGAGAAGGCCACGGAACAUUUUGCCAACGCCAACAAGCUCGGGCAAGGUGGAUUUGGAACCGUGUAUAAGGGAGCUCUUGCAGAUGGGAGAGAGAUAGCUGUGAAGAGAUUGUUCUUUAACAACAAGCACAGAGCACAAAAUUUCUACAAUGAAAUUAACAUCAUAAGUAGCGUGCAACACAAUAAUUUGGUCAGAUUAUUGGGAUGCAGCUGUUCGGGACCUGAAAGCCUUCUUGUCUAUGAAUUCCUACCUAACCAAAGUCUUGACCGCUUCAUCUUUGACCCAAACAGAGGUAAAACACUAAACUGGGAGAAGAGGCAUAAGAUUAUCAUUGGGACAGCGGAAGGCUUGGUCCACCUCCACGAGAAUUCCAAUAUUAGAAUCAUUCACAGAGAUAUUAAAGCAAGUAAUAUUUUACUGGAUUCAAGAUUCUGUGCUAAAAUUGCAGAUUUUGGGCUAGCCAGAUCUUUCAAAGCAGAUGAGAGCCACAUCAACACUGCCAUUGCAGGAACUCUAGGGUAUAUGGCUCCAGAGUACAUAGCCUAUGGCCAGUUAACUGAGAGGGCGGAUGUCUAUGGUUUUGGUGUGCUUCUGUUGGAGAUAAUUACAGGAAGGCAGAACAAUAGGAGGGAAAACUUUGAAGAAAGCCUAAUCACAAUUGUCAGUUUCAUAAAACUUUGCAUCUUUUCAGACAUUUCAAUCAGCAUAAUCUUACAAUUCCCUGGUCUUAUUAUGUUGGGUGAACAGGUGUGGCAACAUUUUCAACAGCAUACGGCAGAGGAAGUAUUUGACCCAAACCUAAUGUUGCAGGAUCUUCCAGGCAGCUAUACUACGAAUGAGAUUUUGAGGGUGGUGCAAAUAGGACUUCUGUGCAUCCAGGAGACUCCAUCAUUGAGACCAACAAUGUCCAAGGCACUACAUAUGUUGAGGAACAAGAAGGAUGAAUUACCAACACCCAUGAAACCUCCCUUCAUGGGUGAGGAGACCAUGCAAUUUUAUGACGCUAGUGACAACCUAUGUUUCCCCCUCAAUGCAACAGCAUGUACUUCAAAUGCAACCAUCUCCCAUAGUUCAUUUUACCCCAGAUGAAGUUAAAAGUGUGGCCAACAUAGAAUAUUCGAAUCUCAAGUGUUGCUAUGUCCCACAAAAUAACAAUUUUUAUGUUUAGGGUCAGCAGCAGAAUCAUGAUGCGGAAGCUCUCUGAAAAAAAAAAUUAAAAAAAAAAAAAAACAUUUUAUUUCAUU
Molecule: messenger RNA, 1564 nt
Organism: Malania oleifera
Lineage: Eukaryota; Viridiplantae; Streptophyta; Magnoliopsida; Santalales; Ximeniaceae
Product: cysteine-rich receptor-like protein kinase 2
Exons: 6
Coding region: 147-1409 (420 amino acids)
Biological process (GO): protein phosphorylation
Molecular function (GO): protein kinase activity; ATP binding
Source: RefSeq, a predicted model, not a curated record